Ficedula albicollis (Collared flycatcher) is the source of this 1976-nucleotide messenger RNA. It is a transcript of the gene RPS6KB1, whose product is annotated as ribosomal protein S6 kinase B1. Bases 39 to 1457 code for a protein of 472 amino acids. The transcript has 14 exons. The record is from RefSeq and is a predicted model, not a curated record. Gene Ontology annotation, molecular function: ATP binding; protein serine/threonine kinase activity. NCBI's taxonomy places the organism in Eukaryota, Metazoa, Chordata, Aves, Passeriformes, Muscicapidae. Gene Ontology annotation, biological process: cellular response to insulin stimulus; protein phosphorylation; signal transduction.
UCUACCCUUCUCAUCCCCAGGGUCAAUUAAGUGAGAGCAUGGACCAUGGAGGAGUUGGCCAAUAUGACCUUGGGAUGGAGCAUUGUGAAAAAUUUGAGAUUUCAGAGACCAGUGUGAACAGAGGCCCUGAGAAGAUCCGCCCCGAGUGCUUCGAGUUGCUGCGUGUGCUGGGCAAGGGCGGCUAUGGCAAGGUGUUUCAAGUACGAAAAGUGACCGGAGCAAACACCGGGAAAAUAUUUGCCAUGAAAGUUCUUAAAAAGGCAAUGAUUGUAAGGAAUGCCAAGGAUACAGCUCACACGAAAGCAGAGAGGAAUAUACUGGAGGAAGUGAAACAUCCCUUCAUUGUAGACUUAAUUUAUGCCUUUCAGACUGGUGGAAAACUCUACCUCAUCCUUGAGUAUCUCAGUGGAGGAGAACUAUUUAUGCAGUUAGAGAGAGAAGGGAUAUUUAUGGAAGACACAGCUUGCUUUUACUUGGCAGAAAUCUCAAUGGCAUUGGGGCACUUGCAUCAGAAAGGAAUCAUCUACCGGGAUCUGAAGCCAGAAAAUAUCAUGCUUAAUCAUCAAGGUCAUGUAAAACUGACUGACUUUGGGUUAUGUAAAGAAUCCAUCCACGAUGGAACAGUCACACACACAUUCUGUGGAACAAUUGAAUACAUGGCCCCAGAAAUCUUGAUGAGGAGUGGGCAUAACCGUGCUGUGGACUGGUGGAGUUUGGGGGCAUUAAUGUAUGACAUGCUGACUGGAGCACCUCCUUUCACUGGGGAGAACAGAAAGAAAACAAUUGACAAGAUUCUCAAGUGUAAACUCAACUUGCCUCCCUACCUCACACAAGAAGCCAGAGAUCUGCUUAAAAAGCUGCUAAAAAGAAAUGCUGCCUCACGUCUAGGAGCUGGUCCUGGAGAUGCUGGAGAAGUUCAGGCUCACGCGUUCUUCAGACACAUCAACUGGGACGAGCUGCUGGCGCGCAAGGUGGAACCUCCUUUUAAACCCUUACUGCAAUCUGAAGAGGAUGUGAGCCAGUUUGAUUCUAAGUUUACACGUCAGACACCUGUUGAUAGCCCAGAUGACUCAACUCUCAGUGAAAGUGCCAACCAGGUCUUUCUGGGUUUUACGUAUGUGGCUCCAUCUGUACUUGAAAGCGUAAAAGAGAAAUUUUCUUUUGAACCAAAAAUUCGAUCACCUCGCAGAUUCAUAGGUAGCCCUAGGACACCAGUCAGCCCUGUCAAGUUUUCCCCUGGGGAGUUCUGGGGAAGAGGUGCUUCUGCCGGCACAUCCAACACCCAGCCACCUGUGGAAUACCCGAUGGAGACCAGUGGAAUAGAACAAAUGGAUGUGACAGUCUGUGGAGAGGCUUCAGCACCACUUCCAAUCAGGCAACCAAACUCUGGGCCCUACAAAAAACAGGCUUUUCCCAUGAUUUCCAAACGGCCGGAGCACCUGCGCAUGAAUCUAUGACAACACCAUUCUGUAAGCCUUGGAAGGAGGAAAACCCAGAACGGACAUCAGCCCCCUUGAAGUUGAAAUUUGAGGGCUUGUUUGGUUUACUUUUAAAAAGUGACAAUAUCAAAGAAUCGGUCAUUGCACAGAGAGACUUGGAAAGCAAAGAAAAAACGGAUUUUUUUUUUUCCUGUCAAUCAAUGGUGCAUAAAACAAAAACACAAAAAACUUUAGCAAAUGGUAUUGCAGAACUCUAGGCACAUCAUCUUACUGAUUCCAGUGACAUCUUCUCACCUUAUCAAGGAUCUUUCAGCUUGAGAGCUCGAAACUGACAGUAUUAAGGGGCAGGAUGUUGCUUCAGAAUCACUGGUGUAGUCUGAAUGUGUCGAGGAGGGUUGGCCCUUUCACUAGGCAGAGUUUGGAAUGCCUGCAGGCUUGCAGCUGAGGGGUAAUUAGCAUGCAAGCUUCGUUAAGCGGUUUCCUACAUUGGGGUGGAAUCAAAGAGGAAAGCUAAACUUAAUUGGUGUUUCACAUUCA